This is a messenger RNA of Coprinopsis cinerea okayama7#130, 201 nucleotides long. RefSeq lists its product as hypothetical. The transcript has a single exon. NCBI's taxonomy places the organism in Eukaryota, Fungi, Basidiomycota, Agaricomycetes, Agaricales, Psathyrellaceae. The coding region runs from base 1 to 201 and encodes 66 amino acids. The record is from RefSeq and is a predicted model, not a curated record.
AUGUCCAGAGGGGAGGAAAGAGAGUCUCUGAGCGAGCGCUUACCGAUCCGACAAUCCGAUCCUGGGUACAACUACGGUUUACCUUUCCUUUGUGGUUUCCUCUUUCAAGUCCUCAAGGAUACCGACCCGAGCAAGCACGCCUACGACCUCGUCUAUCAGAAAAAACAACUUGGUACAGUCCAGUUUAAGCGUUUUAAGUAG